Truncatella angustata is the source of this 1954-nucleotide messenger RNA. Its product is annotated as T-complex protein 1. The transcript has 3 exons. NCBI's taxonomy places the organism in Eukaryota, Fungi, Ascomycota, Sordariomycetes, Amphisphaeriales, Sporocadaceae. Gene Ontology annotation, molecular function: ATP-dependent protein folding chaperone; ATP binding; ATP hydrolysis activity. Gene Ontology annotation, cellular component: chaperonin-containing T-complex. Gene Ontology annotation, biological process: protein folding. The record is from RefSeq and is a predicted model, not a curated record. The coding region runs from base 125 to 1732 and encodes 535 amino acids.
CCAGUACACACACAGACACAGACACAGGGACCAUCGUUCAAGAGCUUGAUUAGCACCCUCCAACCCUCAACACUCUUCAAGACCUACCGUCCCUCCGCCCUGUCCAUCCAUCAAACUUGUUAAUAUGGCCACUGCAUUACCGGCCGCUGGCCUGACUGGCCCUUCAAAUGCCACCUUCAGGGACAAGGAGAAGCCUUUGGCAGUCCGCUCUGCCAACAUUGUUGCAGCCAGAGCCGUCGCCGACGCCAUCCGAACAUCUCUGGGCCCCAGGGGCAUGGACAAGAUGAUCAGAAGCGGAAAGGGCGAGACCAUAAUCACAAACGACGGCAACACCAUGUUGAAGAGCAUGUCUGUCAUGCACCCCACCGCCAAGAUGUUGGUCAACCUUUCCGGCGCCCAGGACGUCGAGGCCGGAGAUGGAACAACCUCCGUCGUCGUCAUCUGCGGUGCCCUGCUCGGCGCUGCAGACAGGUUAUUGGGCAAGGGUAUCCACCCUUCAGUCAUUUCAGAGUCCUUCCAGAGAGCCGCCGCAGCAGCAGUCCAGAUCCUACACGACAUGUCCCAACCCGUAUCACUAUCCGACAGCUCCACCCUGCUCCAGGCCGCCAACACCUCCCUGUCCUCCAAGAUCGUCUCACAAUACUCUGGCCUCCUGGGUUCCAUGGCGGUCAGCGCCGUCACCAAGACGAUAGACAUCAAGACUGCAGACAACGUUGACCUCAAGAACAUCAGGAUCAUCAAGAAGGUCGGCGGCACCAUAGAAGACAGCGAGUUGGUUGACGGCGUCGUCCUCAGGCAGUCGGUCAUCAAGGGAGCAGGGGGCCCCAUCAGGAUGGAGAAGGCAAAGAUUGGUCUCAUCCAGUUCCAGCUCAGCCCCCCGAAACCAGACAUGGAGAACACAAUCGCCGUCAACGACUACCGCCAGAUGGACAAGAUCGUCAAGGAGGAGCGUCUGUACCUCCUGAACCUCGUCAAGAAGAUCAAGAAGGCCAAGUGCAAUGUCCUCUUGAUCCAGAAGUCCAUCCUCCGCGACGCUGUCAACGACCUUUCCCUACACUUCUUGGCCAAGCUCAACAUCUUAGCUGUCAAGGAUAUCGAGAGAGACGAGAUCGAGUUCAUUGCCAAGUCCACCGGAUGCAAGCCUAUUGCCGACAUCGACUCCUUCACCGAGGACAAGCUGGGAUCUGCCGACUUGGUCGAGGAGGCCCAGUCAAACGGUGCACGCAUGGUCAAGAUUCUAGGCACCAAGAGCGCCGGCAAGACUAUCAGUGUUGUCUGCAGAGGUGCCAACACCUUGAUUCUGGACGAGGCCGAGCGCUCUCUUCACGACGCCCUCUGUGUCAUCCGAUGUCUGGUCAAGAAGAAGGCUCUCAUUGCUGGUGGCGGUGCCGCCGAAAUUGAGAUCGCUGCACAACUCUCAAAGCAGGCACGUUCUUUGACAGGUACUGAGGCUAUCUGCUGGAAGGCCUUUGCAGAUGCUCUUGAGAUUAUUCCUACCACAUUGGCCGAGAAUGCUGGUCUAAACAGUAUCAAGGUCGUUACGGAAUUGAGGCAUCGCCACGAGAUGGGCGAGAAGAACGCAGGUGUUAGUAUCAAGAGCGGCGGAGUCAACAACAACAUUGCCAAGGAGAACGUACUACAGCCCCUUCUGGUCAGCACCAGCGCUAUCGAGCUUGCGGCCGAGACGGUGAAGAUGAUCCUGCGUAUUGACGAUAUCGCGCUUAGCCGAUAAAGGAAGAAAAGCCCCUCCCAAAGUAUCGAUAAUGUGUGAUGGAUGAACGACUCGCCUCACGGGGAAAAGAAACUGCCACAUACUGUUUGCCAGCUGUGGGCAAUGCUCGUAUGGAAGGCCGUAUUACAUAGAGAUGGAAGCGAUAUGACUGUCAAGAUUCCCACGAAGUUAUAGAUCAGGCAUGGAGUCUAGUAAUGACAAAAAUCAAACAGUAAAGAACCA